Messenger RNA from Ceratitis capitata (Mediterranean fruit fly), 551 nucleotides. RefSeq names its product peptidyl-prolyl cis-trans isomerase NIMA-interacting 4. The coding region runs from base 108 to 509 and encodes 133 amino acids. Gene Ontology annotation, molecular function: DNA binding; peptidyl-prolyl cis-trans isomerase activity. The record is from RefSeq and is a predicted model, not a curated record. Gene Ontology annotation, biological process: rRNA processing. NCBI's taxonomy places the organism in Eukaryota, Metazoa, Arthropoda, Insecta, Diptera, Tephritidae. The transcript is spliced from 2 exons.
AAUUUGACCAUUGUGGCAGCUUUGCUGUCAGCUGCCAAACGAAAUAACCUUAAAUUUUCAUACCUCCUUUUAGUUAAUAAUUUGUGAUAGGAUAAACAAUUGAAAAUAUGCCACCAAAAAAGGAUGCAAAAGGCGGUGGUAAGGACGGAAAAGCUUCAGGUAGUAAGAAAAAUGCUGGAGCAGCCGGUGAAGAUAAAGGCAAAGAAAAGAAGGGAGGAAAUGCCGUAAAAGUGCGGCAUAUUCUUUGCGAAAAGCAAGGUAAAAUUCUGGAGGCAUUAGAAAAGUUAAAGGCCGGUCAAAAGUUCCCCGAAGUAGCAGCUUCAUAUAGUGAAGAUAAAGCACGACAGGGUGGAGACUUAGGUUGGCAAAUUCGCGGUGCCAUGGUGGGCCCUUUCCAAGAUGCCGCCUUUGCGUUGCCCAUAUCAAACGUAAAUAAUCCAGUGUAUACAGACCCUCCCAUUAAAACGAAAUUUGGUUACCACAUCAUUAUGGUGGAGGGGAAGAAAUAAAAAUAAAUAAAAAAAAAACGUGUAAAUUUUUUACAUUUAUAU